AUGAACAAAAGGGGGCUAAUCAAGGGGGGUUAUCGUCCCUUCCUCGUCCGUGGAUAUAGCGGUGCGAUAUUUUCGCGCAGGAAAACUUCAGCGGACAAAAGCAGACAGAGAGAAACGUCCAAGCGACCGAGCACCGGCAACUUGCACGGGAAGGCGAACAACGUCCAGCAAAAUGUUCAACGAACCGAGAGAGUGUCGUCUACGCACAAUCUAGCCGAGGCCGUUGUUAAUACGCCGUUCAACAACAAAUCCGUGGACGUUUCCAUGCCGAAGACAAGAUUCAGUUCCAAGGAUGUCAAAUCGUCGUGUUCCCCGAGGCUGAAAUACUUCCCCAUAGAGAAAAUCAAAAAGUUGGAAACACCUCCGUCGUUCUGUCCCGAGCCGAUGGGCGCUUUGAUCGCCCAACAGGAUCCCAAUGAAUCUGGAAUCUUGUACGUGUCCAAGAGUCCGGAGAGAAAUCGCGACCAGGGUGGCCAGGGUGACGCCACGGUUGUCGCUCAGCAUUUGCAUCAGCACCAGUAUCACCAACAUCAGCCGCAAAACAUGCACACAAUGAGCCAGCAACAGGUCACACCUCAGCAGAUGGUAAAUCAGAUCGGUCACGUGAAUCCGCAAUCGGAGAGCGCUAUGCUGUCGCAACAAGUUUCGAAUCUUCAGUCUCAUCGUCCCCACGUGCCUCACAGCGGCCGAGAAUUUUCUCCUCAGAAGAACGCUCAAUCGGUUCCCGCGAAUCCUGCGUCUCACGGAGCCGCGACAUCCCAGCAAGGGUCUGGCGGAGGAAGCGCUUCCGAGCAAAUGGGGGAGCAAGGGAACGCGAAGAACGAGAAGAGUCAGCCGACCGUCGAGGAGGAUACGUACGAGAGACAGCCGGUGGGUGGUCGAAACGCGGCGCUCUACAGGCAACUGGUGAUGGAAAAUAGGCAACAACAGGCGCAACAACAGCCCGAUGCCCAGUUUCCUGGCAAUUCCCACUCAAUGAAUCAAUUCGCCGUGUUGAACCAGGCCAACAAUCAGCACGGUUAUAAUCACGUUCUAACGUACGCCAAUAUUCAAAAUGCUCAAAACUCUCCCCAGAAUCCGCAGAGCGUGCAGAAUCCGCAGCAACUUUAUCAACAGAUGCAACAGAAUAUGGCGCAGCAGCAGCAUAUGCAGCAAAGGGCGAUGAACUAUCAGAUGCAAAUGAUGAAGAAUCAAAGAUGCCAGACGGCUCCUCCGAAUUACAGUGGGAUGACUUCGUCCCAGGAUGCGAUCACGACUCAGAUGAGAAAUUUGAGAAUGAUGGGAUCGAAUUAUCCCGUACAGGAUCACAACACCGUUAACGCUGCCAAUGGAUUGUAUAGGAACAGCAAUAAUGCUAACAAUACCAAUAAUACUACUACUGCUAAUAAUAGUAAUCAGUUGGCCGAGUAUUCGAGCGUGAAGGCACAGUUGAAAUCUUACAACGUCGACGUGGUGAACGGCAAUCAAACGUUGUACAGGCCGCAGAAUCAACAACAACAACAGCAGCAACAGUUCAUGCCUCACUAUCAACCGGAGAUCGGGUAUCAACAACAAAUGCAGCCUCAACAACAGAUGCAAGCGCAACCGUUUCAACAACAAUUGUACAGAAAUCCUGUGAUGCAGGGACACCAGAACAUGAUGGUCUACAAUCAACCGGGAUACAAUCAACAGAUAAGCCCCGGACAACAGAUGAUUCCGAUGAUUCGGCAGCAAAAUUUGGAGAACAAUCCGGAGAGAAUUCAAGGUCAGCACGGGAGGAAAAGGGCGUUGAAGUUCACGCAUGGAAUGAUACGCGACCAAGAGAAAUUGUUGGCCACCAUGAAGCAGCAAAGAGUGCCGAUAGACAUAAUGAAGAGGCAAUUCGAAAUGUUGUUGAACGAGCAACGAAAGCAUUUGGAGUAUCUGGAGCAGCAGAACAACAUGUUGGAAGAGGUGAAGCCUGUUGUGGUGACUCGGAAGAGGAAGCAGCAGGACGAGAAGCCCGAAUGGAUGAUUCAUUUAACACCUCCGAGAUUGUCUUAUCUGGAGAUAGAGAGAAUGCAAGAGCAACGAAGGAAGGAGCGCGAAAUGGAGAUGAUGCAACAGCAACAGCAGCAGCAACAGCAGCAGUAUCAGCAACAAUACCAGACGAUGGACGAAAUGUCGCGUCAACAGGUUCCCGUACAGGCCAUCAAUCAACAAAAUUAUCAGCAUUAUCGGGAACAGGCUAAUUGGCAACAGCAACAGAAAACUUCCCGGCAAUAUAACAGUGCUCGACCUUAUGCUGUUCCAGGUCCCGGCAACGUGAACGAAUCAAUAAAAACGAUGAAAUAUCAACAACAAAACGUGCCCCAGUAUCAUCAUCAGUAUCAACAAUCCCAUCAUCAGCAACCUUAUCAACACGCUCACCAGCAUCUUCAACCCCAUCAGGAAUAUUACAAUCCUCAACAGUAUCAGCAGUAUCAGCAGUAUUAUCAGGCUCUUGCCCAACAACAGAAUCGUGAACACGUUCAACCGAUUGCCACGAAUCAAUUGUACGAGGAUCAGAACAGACCGUCCACGGAGCCGUCCAGCCUGUUAAAGAUACGCCGAUACAGGAACGAGAUCCGGCCGCAGAGGCGGAACAACGGAUUGCAGGAGCCGGAGAUGGCGAAGAGACAAUUGGAGGAGUUUAGAAUAUCGGCGGAGAUCAGGAAGGGAUUGGAGUACAUAGCCAAUUUGGCGCCUAAGAAACGCGUGGUGAGAUUGAACGGGAUGCAAGAGAGCAACGAGCUGGACUCCCAGUUCCAGCAACGUUUGAUCACGUCUGCGUUGCCCCAAUCCGUUCAAAGAAUAUCCGCAAACGGUUUGGAGAACACCAGGAACCCGAACAACCCGCCGUCCCAACGGUUGUCGAACUUGAAGAAGAUGGAGUACGAGUAUUUGAGGGAGUAUCCCAGGCAGAAACAGAACAAUCCGAGGACCUGUUACAGCGUCCCGGCCGAGAGGGAGAACGGGUCGAUGGCUAUGGAUCAGCAACAACAACAACAAUUGCAACAGAUGCAACACCAGAUACUCUCCCAACAGCAAUUCCCUGUGGAGAACUCGAGCAAAUCGUUGCCCUACAACGAGAAUAGUCAAUUGUUGCCUCGCGUAAACUCGACGUCGUACAGAUUCGACGCGAAUUAUCCCCAACAUUAUCAACAGAUGCAGCAAUAUUAUCAAAAUUCGAAAAAUUUGGCGAGGAAUCACGGGGAGGGUGAUAUGGGAUCGACCCAAAGAAUAGAGCAGAACAAGGGGAAUUUCGAUCACGCGGGCGGUGAUGCCAGCGAAAAUAUGAAUAACACGACGAUGAAUGGACAAAUGGCGGACGGGAAGAUACCGUAUCAAAAGAUGUAUUACAGCCAGCCGGAUAUUCACGAAUCGAGAAUGAUCGGGGGUGUGAGAUAUUUGGCCAGGAAACAGGAUUACAUGCCCAAUCAGUAGCGGAUCGGGAGCCGGAAUGGA
Messenger RNA from Apis florea (little honeybee), 3465 nucleotides. RefSeq lists its product as uncharacterized. The record is from RefSeq and is a predicted model, not a curated record. NCBI's taxonomy places the organism in Eukaryota, Metazoa, Arthropoda, Insecta, Hymenoptera, Apidae.